UAUUUUUAGAAAGACAUGGUAUUGAAAACCUUAAGGCCUAAACAACUAAAACAUGAUUACUCUUUCAGAUUGUCGCCGCCGCUACUGGUUGCUUCCCUUUCAGCCUCCCUUUUCCUUAUCGUGUAUUACUCAUCUUCCUUUUCACAUCCCCUCCAGGAGAAAGAAACACUGGUAGUAAAAAGAAUGCCGAUGAAAGUGGUGGACUCGACGGUUUCAACCUUUGACAGCAUCUUUGAGAAAUUCAAAUUGGAUUCGCCCAACAACAGAGCCAAUUUCAUCCUUUUCUUGGCCGAUAAAGACCCGUCUACCUCUCUUAGUUGGUGUCCCGACUGUGUAAGAGCUGAACCUGAUAUAUACAAGAAGCUCGAAGCAACGGACGGGGAUGUUGCGCUGCUGAGAGCUUACGUCGGUGACAGGCCAACAUGGAGGAACCCUCAGCAUCCAUGGCGGGUCGACUCGAUAUUCAAGCUAACCGGAGUCCCGACUUUGAUUCUCUGGGAUUCGAAGAAUCAAGCCGUCGCAGCUCGUCUGGAGGACCAUGAAGCGCACAUCGAACACAAAAUCGAUGCUCUCUCUCCUCCAAAUAAAACCCUACUACUCUCGACAACCAGAAUUUAAUAAAUUUUAGGCUGCUGCGGAUUCUGAAUAAGAUCAUCCUGUCGGCUUCCUGUAUGGAAUGAACAGCCUUCAAGUCUUAGUAUGCGUAAAAGCCUCGUAUAAACUGAAGGUCAAACAAAAUUUAGUUCAUACUGAAGACUGAAAUACAUAUCCUUGGCGU
Molecule: messenger RNA, 778 nt
Organism: Hibiscus syriacus
Lineage: Eukaryota; Viridiplantae; Streptophyta; Magnoliopsida; Malvales; Malvaceae
Product: thioredoxin-like protein Clot
Exons: 3
Coding region: 16-618 (200 amino acids)
Cellular component (GO): cytosol
Molecular function (GO): protein-disulfide reductase [NAD(P)H] activity
Source: RefSeq, a predicted model, not a curated record